AUGGAUCGACCAUUGAGCUUUGAAGCCAUUCUGUUUCCUUCGGAUGGACGUCUACCACAUAUGGUGUCAUUAACGACCAGCCCGGUGUCAGAUCGUCAUUCUUAUAAUACCCUUCACCUGCCACGUAUGCCCCAUCCCGAAGAGUUCAUGGACUACAUUGCCAAGGACUUAGGUUUACGUGCAUGGAAAUACCAGUUGGUGGAGGCGUUGGAUGGCAUGAACCGCAAAUUCACCAAUCCCUACAUCAUAUUCUACCCAACUGUCUCUAAUGAUGGUCUACCUUUCCCCAUAAAAAAUUUCUCCGUGAAAUUCAAGGACCUGCCUUCAAGGAGACAUCAGCGUGGCGAGGCAAUAUUCUUGUUGCAAAAUACCGGGACAAUCCCUUUUCUUCAAUGA
Molecule: messenger RNA, 396 nt
Organism: Pleurotus ostreatus (oyster mushroom)
Lineage: Eukaryota; Fungi; Basidiomycota; Agaricomycetes; Agaricales; Pleurotaceae
Exons: 4
Coding region: 1-396 (131 amino acids)
Source: RefSeq, a predicted model, not a curated record